Cajanus cajan (pigeon pea) is the source of this 1346-nucleotide messenger RNA. RefSeq names its product RNA-binding (RRM/RBD/RNP motifs) family protein. The record is from RefSeq and is a predicted model, not a curated record. Gene Ontology annotation, molecular function: RNA binding. NCBI's taxonomy places the organism in Eukaryota, Viridiplantae, Streptophyta, Magnoliopsida, Fabales, Fabaceae.
AUAAAGUAAAAAUUCUAGGGCUUGUCGUGGGAACUCGGAAUUCCAUGGACGACAUGGCUGCUUACUACUCACAGCCCCAACCGUCGGGCUUUCUCACUCACCACCAGUAUUAUCAACCGCCACCUCCGCCGCCGCUAAUGGCGGUGGUGCCACCGCCCCCCGGCGCGGUUGUCCCGCCGGCGCACCACAUGCAUCCGCCGUACGCGGCUCAGCAUCAGCAACAAACGGUGUUCGGUUCUUACGGUGCUCCUCAAUCUUCCAGCAACGAGGUUCGCACUCUCUUCGUGGCUGGCCUCCCCGAAGACGUAAAGCCACGCGAAAUCUACAACCUCUUCCGCGAAUUUCCCGGUUACGAGUCAUCGCAUCUUCGGAGCCCCACCAAUUCGUCGCAGCCUUUUGCUUUUGCUGUGUUCGCGAGCCAGCAGACGGCGAUCAUGGCAAUGCAUGCUCUGAAUGGGAUGGUUUUUGAUCUUGAAAAGGGUUCCACUCUGUAUAUUGAUCUGGCAAAAUCAAAUUCUAGAUCUAAGCGCACAAGGAUUGAUGAUGAGAGGGCUGGCGCGGAUAAGAAAGCUAGGGGCCUCACACCAUCAUGGGAUUCUGCAGGUGUUAGCAGCAUUCACAUGCCUGGAAUGGGUAAUCCUGCUUUCAACAUGAACACGUUUGGUUAUCCAUCUGCACAAAGUAUCGGGAAUGCUGAUGGAAGUGCUUUGAGUGACGGUCUAUUUGCAAAUCUGAAGAAGAGUUCAACUCCUUACAUUCCACAAAACUCAACCCCAUGCGCAACUUUAUUUGUAGCUAAUUUGGGGCCAUCUUGUAGUGAACAAGAGCUAAUACAAGUGUUUUCUAGAUUCCCUGGAUUUUUGAAACUGAAGAUGCAGAGCACAUAUGGGGCUCCAGUUGCAUUUGUUGAUUUCCAGGAUGUCGGUAGCUCUUCUGAGGCUCUAAACAGUCUGCAAGGCACCAUUCUUCACUCCUCACCAGCUGGUGAGGGAAUGCGUUUAGAAUAUGCUAAAUCACGGAUGGGCAUGCGGAAGAAGCCCAAGUAAAUUAUUUUUACACUCGGGAAAAUAGAUAAUAUAAAACAGAAAGAGGCUGUGAGAAUUGAACGCAAAACUGGUCGGUCUGCUUUCAUUCCAAACCCAACAUUUGCAAAACUUGUUUUCAGUGUUUUAAAAUACAAAGUAGGACCGAAGUUAAUUGCUUGCUGUUUAACAGUUGCAAAUUGGUAAAAAAGUUCCCUUGUAUUUUAUCUACUGUAAAUUUAUAUAAAAACUAACUCUUUUUCGGCUCUUGAAAGAUUUAUGAAAUUCAUUAUCAAUUUUAUUUGCUUUAUUUUAUCUUUUAUA